AGUGCAAUUUCGCGGCGGGAAAAGUAACCUCCAUUUGUUUUUGACAAAUAAAUUUGGAAUUCUUUAAAUUCAACUCUUCAUUCAAUUGAAAUCACUCAGCACAAAGCACACUUCUGUUUUGUGCUUAGGGUUUCAAAAAUGUCUCGCAAAGGCAAAAACACCGUCGAAGAAGAACAAGUAUUGCAGCGCGUGAAGAGAGAGCGCGUCAAUGCCAACGACAACGACAACGACAACUCCACGGCGGAGCAAAACUCCUCAAUCCGCCGUAUCAUCCGCUCCGAGUUUCUCAAACUCAAGUCUCUCAUCAACGAGAAGAAAGAUGAUUUGCUUGACGCCGAUUCGGACAAAUUCGAUUCGAUUCUGAGCGAGUUUGACAAGUUACAUGAUCAAGUUAAGAGGCCUCGAGAACAGGUUGCAGACGCUGAGGCGCUGCUCGAUCUCACUCGCAGUUUGGUUGGAUCUGUGAAGUCUAUGGUGAACGAAGGUGUUACUCCUUCUCAGUUUGUUUCUUCGUUGAUUCAACGAUAUGCUCCUUCGCCUAAUAGCUCCGUUGAUUGGCGAAAACUCGGAAGUUCGGUUUCCCACAUUUUUCUCACAGUUCAUGGAUCUUCCACCAUGCUUGGUCCCAUGGAAAAUCAGUUGAAACAGCGCAAGACAGUAGUGACUAGAAAGCGAGGGCCUCGUUCUGCUACAACUGAUAGGCCUGAACAGCUGAAUGAUGCUGUUGAAGGGGAAAAAACUGAUACUGACAAAAACAUGUCAACCAUGUUUAACAUAUUGAGGGAAAAUAAAAAGGUGCAGCUUGAACACUUAAUUUUGAAUAGAUUUUCGUUUGCUCAGACAGUGGAGAAUUUGUUUGCCCUGUCAUUCUUAGUGAAAGAUGGUCGUGCUGAGAUCAAUAUGGACAAAAACCAUUCACACUAUGUUUCGCCAAAAAAUGCUCCGGCUGCCAAUGCUGUAAUGUCAAAAGAAGUUUCUUAUACUCAUUUCGUCUUCAGAUAUGAUUACAAUGACUGGAAGAUAAUGAAGGAUCUUGUGCCAGAUGGUAAAGAGCUAAUGCCACAUAGGACUCAACACAGCACUGUGGAUGGCUCAAAGUCAGAAAUGGAUGGUGACAAUUCUGCACAAGCUUUGCCUGUUACUCCUAUUAGGAAGAUAUCCCGUAACCGAGGGCGGGUUUUGCAGGAGGAAAGUGUCGUUGAAGAAUCUCCUGAAUGUGACGAUGAAGAUGCUUCUAGAGAGGCUGCAAUCCGAAGGUGUAAGCGGAAACUCCAUUAAGAAAUUGCAUAUUAGGUACUAGAUCAACUUAGAAUGUACCCUAUUAGAAUGUAAAUAAUUGUAGAUCCACGGAAGUACAAUGCCUUUUUGACUUCUUGCAAAUGCUUAGAAUGCAAACAUUCAUUUUUUUAGCCGACACCACUUGAUGAGAGAAGUCUUUAGUUGUUGUUAGUUGUUGUGGGAUGUAGCUUCAUCUACCAUCUCUUUUAGGUACUGUCUUUAAAUUGGUGAAAUGUGUAACCCUGUUAAGUGAUUGGUGAUUGCCUUGUUAA
This is a messenger RNA of Vicia villosa (hairy vetch), 1550 nucleotides long. RefSeq names its product non-structural maintenance of chromosomes element 4 homolog A. The coding region runs from base 139 to 1278 and encodes 379 amino acids. The record is from RefSeq and is a predicted model, not a curated record. Gene Ontology annotation, cellular component: nucleus; Smc5-Smc6 complex. Gene Ontology annotation, biological process: DNA repair. The transcript has 6 exons. Lineage: Eukaryota; Viridiplantae; Streptophyta; Magnoliopsida; Fabales; Fabaceae.